Messenger RNA from Camelus dromedarius (Arabian camel), 1104 nucleotides. RefSeq names its product left-right determination factor 2. The record is from RefSeq and is a predicted model, not a curated record. The transcript has 4 exons. NCBI's taxonomy places the organism in Eukaryota, Metazoa, Chordata, Mammalia, Artiodactyla, Camelidae. Gene Ontology annotation, biological process: anterior/posterior axis specification. The coding region runs from base 1 to 1104 and encodes 367 amino acids. Gene Ontology annotation, molecular function: growth factor activity; transforming growth factor beta receptor binding; cytokine activity. Gene Ontology annotation, cellular component: extracellular region.
AUGCAGCCCCUGUGGCUCUGCUGGGCACUCUGGGCGCUGCCCCUGGCCGGCCCCGGGGCGGCCCUGACCGAGGAGCAGGUCCUGAGCAGUCUGCUGCAGCAGCUGCACCUCAGCAAGGUCCCUGUCCUGGGCAAGGCCGACAUGGAGGGGCUGGUCAUCCCUGCCCACGUGAGGGCCCAGUACGUGGCCCUGCUGCAGCGCAGCCACAGGACCCGCUCCCGGGGGAAGAGGUUCAGCCAGAACUUCCGAGAGGUGGCCGGCAGGUUCCUGGUAUCUGAGGCCUCCACACACCUGCUGGUGUUCGCCAUGGAGCAGCGGCUGCCGCCCAACAGCGAGCUGGUGCAGGCGGUGCUGCGCCUGUUCCAGGAGCCGGUCCCCAAGGCCGCGCUCCGCAAGCACGAGCGGCUCUUUCCGGGCAGCGACCGUGCCCGGGUCACCGUCCAGUGGCUGCACGUCCGCGACGACAGCUCCAACCGCACCUCCCUCAUCGACUCCAGGCUGGUGUCCAUCCACGAGAGCGGCUGGAAGGCCUUGGACGUGACCGAGGCAGUGAACUUCUGGCGGCAGCUGCACAGGCCCCGGCAGCCGCUGCUUCUGCAGGUGUCGGUGCAGCGGGAGCACCUGGGUCCGCUGGCCUCCAGCGCCCACAGGCUGAUCCGCUUCACCUCCCAGGGGCCGUCGGGCGCCGGGCAGGGGGAGCCCCAGCUGGAGCUGCACACCCUGGACCUUAGGGACUACGGAGCUCACGGAAAUUGUGAUCCUAAGGCGCCAAUCACUGAGGGCACCCGCUGCUGCCGCCAGGAGAUGUACAUUGACCUGCAGGGAUUGAAGUGGGCUGAGAACUGGGUCCUGGAGCCCCCAGGCUUCCUGGCCUAUGAGUGUGUGGGCACCUGCCAGCAGCCCCCAGAGUCCCUUACCUUCAAGUGGCCAUUUCUGGGGCCGCGACAGUGCAUCGCCUCAGAGACGACCUCGCUGCCCAUGAUUGUCAGCAUGGAGGAGGGAGGCAAGCGCAGGCCCCAGGUAGUCAGCCUGCCCAACAUGAGGGUGCAGAAGUGCAGCUGUGCCUGGGACGGGGCGCCCGUGCCAAGGAAGCUGGAGCCAUAG